This is a messenger RNA of Pan troglodytes (chimpanzee), 3158 nucleotides long. RefSeq names its product family with sequence similarity 9 member C (gene FAM9C). Gene Ontology annotation, biological process: spermatid development; meiotic cell cycle. The record is from RefSeq and is a predicted model, not a curated record. NCBI's taxonomy places the organism in Eukaryota, Metazoa, Chordata, Mammalia, Primates, Hominidae. Bases 150 to 680 code for a protein of 176 amino acids. The transcript is spliced from 8 exons. Gene Ontology annotation, cellular component: synaptonemal complex.
AGUCGGGGCGGCUGCUGCUCUCGUGAGAACAGAGGACCCAGGCCCUCAGAGGAGCUUCGUGGUGCCAGCCUCUGCAGGUCCUCUGAGGGAGCAACAUCAGGGCUCCCUCAGGUUCAGAGGUCGCCUCUAGCUUCCCAGGCCAGUCAGCCAUGGAGCCCGUGGGCAGGAAGGGCAGCAGGAUGGCUGCCAAGGACCAGUUGGAGGUUCAAGUUAUGGCCGCCCAGGAAAUGGAGCUUGCAGGAAAGGAUCCAGUAAGUCAUGAGCAUGAGGAAAGAAAACCUGUUACAGAGACAAAGGAGGGAGAUGUAACUGAUGAGCAUGGGGAAAGAGGAUCUUUUGCUGAAACAGAUGAACACACGGGGGUUGAUACCAAGGAGCUAGAAGAUAUUGCAGCUGACACUAAAGAGCAUCUUGCUGCAAAGAGAAAAAGGAUUGAAAAGAUUGCAAAAGCUUGCAGCGAAAUAAAGAACAGAAUUAAAAAUGUUUUGAGAACAACACAACUAAAAAGGCAGAAACGUGAUUAUAGAAUUUCUCUGAAGUUGCCGAAUGUCCUUGAAGGGGUCAUCACAGAUGAGCAGAAAGAUGAGGAAGGAGAUGGAGAAAAGGAAGAACAAAUUAAAAUAUUUCAAGAGCAACAAAAGAGGUGGCAACAAGAUGGGAAAGGAACUGAAAGAGAUUGAGCCACCACACGAGCAAUUCACAAAGUUUUUAGGAGAUCAGCGACAAAUCUUUAGUGGGAGGCAGAAAGUCCAUAAGUCCUUUCUGGAUGUCUUUUUUACUUGUGUUGUUUCAAGAGUUUUAGUUAAAUAGGAAGUAGGCAAAUGUAACUCUUUUGUUUUCUGCUGUAAUGUAGGAGUGUUUUAUGGCAUAUUCACUUUCAAAAUUAUUAGUGACUAGUAAUGGUUUUACAUGACAAUUUGUAAUCAUAAGAGAUGGUUCAGAUGUAUAACAGAAUGGGAAAGCCAGCAGAUUAUUAACAUGUUGUGAAUUGUGAAUUAUCUGCUGUCGUACAGCACAUUAGCAAAUUGUCAUCGGACAAUGACCUCUUCUUCAUGUAGAUGUAUAUUAUUUAGGAAACAAUGGAAUUCCCUUCUGGGAGGUAAGAUAUUCUUUUUAAUAACCUUGUGGAAAGACAUGUUCAUAUGUCACUCCUCUACACUAACUGAGAUGUGUUAAAUAAACUGGGAAAAGAGUUUGAAAAUAGAAUUUUCAAGCAACUCAAGGAUUAUCUAUACACAAAACAGUUAUUUAUAUAGAAGUCACAAGUAGAGAACAUGUUGCUAUAAUGUUCCCCAGAAACCAUUUAUUAAUUGGUAUGAACAUGAGACUAGAAAAGUUUUCCUGUCAAUGUUAAUGCUACAUGUUACCACUUAGGGUAGGAACUUCGGUAUCAUCUUGGACUCUUCUGAGUCCAUUAUCUUUCCCAUACAGUUUUCAUGAGGCAAGUUUUACUCUGCAAUGGUCCUUAAAUUUCUUUUUUUUAAAUUGCCACUGAGGCAACCCUAGUUCAAGAACUCAUUCUUCCUUGCUUGUACUAUUAAACUCUUUUCUGAGUUCUCUCUUCUCUUCUGAGCCACCCUUCAUUGAUCAGAAAUACUAUCUUCCGAAAACUCUUCCCUUCCUAAAAUGCUUCUAGCCCUUCACUCUUCCCAGCCUGUCAGUGGUAUCCACAUGUCAGUUCUUAGAUAUUCAGAGACUCUCCCCUUUACAUGACCCCCUCUUAGGCUUGUUUUACUGCCUUCUGUCUUUCUUCCCGCCUCUCCAGGUUGACAGCCUUCUCUGAACGACCUCUCCAUUACUCUCAUGCUUUGCUCAUGCUCUUCCCUCACGAUGCUUUUAAAGUCCUUUUUUUUUUUGACCGAUUGAAAUCUUUUGCCAACUAAGUGGACAUCAGUCUCCAUUUUUGGCUACAUGUCCGAGUGAGUUGCUCUUCCACAGCAGUUACAUAAGUUUUGUAUUAUUUUUUUUAUUCGUGCAUAUUUGCUCAUGUCACAGGAAUAUGGAAGAGAUUGUGUAUUCAUUUUUUACAUCUUCCUCAGCAUUAACAUACCACUUUUUAGGGAGUAGGAACUGUUGAACUAUUUGUUGAGAGAAUAGUAUAUAUUUCAAACAUAGUUAUGUUUUCUCUAACUUGAUGAGGUCAUGUCACAGAGCAUUUUAUCCCUUCAGUGGAAACCAUGUUAUGUCGACUAUUAGUGAUAACAAAUGGGUCGCUAUCUGGUGAAAAAAUAUGGUAUUUCAUUAUCUAAGACUACCAGUCUUUUUCUGUUUUUGCUCCAUCUUGACCAUAACAUAUUCAUCAAACCAUUUUCUUCAAGCAAAGUACAUGACUGUUGGACCUGCUAUAAUAAUAUUUCACUAAAAUCUGGCAUUAAAAAUUUUAAGUAUUUGGAGCUCCAUGUACUGAUUACAGUUUUUAAAUUUGAAAUAAAUAACCAGCAUCCUUUGAAUAUUAAAAGCUGUUUCCUUUUGACAUUUAAUUUACUCUCUUUAAAAUGUGAGUUGUAAAGUGAUGGUUUGUCAGUGAACUAGACUUUUUGUUUUAGAGUGUGAGGACUUGGAAGAGUAUAAUGAAAGCCCUCUUUUUGGUGAAGAGAGUCAACUUAAAAAAUAAAUUGCCACGUUCCAAAAUAAUAUUGUGGUAAUUGUAAGUAGUGCAUAUUUUAUCUUAAAAACUCAGGAUUGAUGUAAGCACUGGAAUAUUUUAUUUGUAGAAAUGUGUAUCGCAAUUACUUAAAUUUAUUUUUUUGAAACAGCUGCAGCAAGAGUUGGCACUUAUUCAGAUGUAUCUUCAACCUCUGUUAUUCUGAUGACUGACGAAAGAACUUGAACCUAUGUUAUAUGAUACAAGCAUAACUUGAGCUACACUAAACCACAUGACAGUGUUUAGUUAAUUCUUGUAUAAAUUAGUAUAUCUCUUCUAUUAUUAGUCUGUUUGUUAAAUGCCAGACCACGUUUCUAUGAUCUGUUGAAUGAACCCUAGACAGUUCUGUGAGAAAGCAGCAAUUGCACAGUUACAUACACAGUCAAUUAAAUUUUAACAUUAAAGAUAAUUUAGUUUUAGGUUUGGCCUCUGUGGAUCUGUAUCAGUUCCAAAAUGUGGAAAGCACGGGCAUGGAAAAGUACAUUUUUCUCUAAUAAAAGAAGACAAACCCUUA